AUGUUUGAUUUUGAAGUUGCUUGUUAUUCAAAAGGAGUUAAAUUUGCUAAUUCUCUUUGCAUUAUUUUAACAAUCAGUUGGAAUAGUGUAGCUUAUUGGCGUUGGGAUGUUUCGAAUGAGGAAGUAUGUGGAAUUUGUAGAAAUUUAUUUGAUGGUUGUUGUCCUGCUUGUAGAAUACCUGGCGAUGAUUGUCCACUCAUAUGUGGAGAAUGUACACAUGUAUUUCAUAUGCAUUGUUUGUUGAAAUGGCUUCAGACUGAAGGAAGUCGCGGCAUGUGUCCUAUGGAUCGUGGAACUUGGGGUAAUCUACCUUCACCUGUUGAUCAUAUAAUUUACGAUGAUUUACAAGAAAUACAAAUAAUUAAAAAUGAUCCAAUUGUAAAUGAUCAAAGUGAUGGCAUUGAUAAAGAUGGGAAUGAAGAUUAUAUAGAAGAAUAUGUAGGGGAAGAGUAUGAAAAAGGUGGUGAUAGUGGUGAUAAUAAAAGUUACGUGAUAGAAAGAGUCGAAGAAGAAAUAAAAACACAACAAGAUGUUGGUGUUGUUGGUAGUUGCGGUGGUUUUGAUGAGGAGGCACAGUCUGAACAGACUUUUAGAAAGCGAAAAACUAAAAAUUAUUAUGAAAAGCCAAAGGUUAUAAAAGAUUUGGAAUGGUUGAAAUUUCGUGAAUGGUUAAAUCAACAAGGGUUUCCAAAGACCAAGUUAACAUUAGCAGAAUUUAAAGAAUUUAAUAAAUUUAAUAAAAGUUAUGAAAUAACAACAUACGAUUCGAUUAAAAAAGGACAACAGGUCUUUAUAAAUUAUGGGCCACAUGACAAUUAUUUUCUCUUGAUAGAAUACGGAGAAGUUUUUGAGAUUGAAUUGGAGGAACAAGAGAAGAUAAUGAAGCACGAAACGUUGAAAAACGAAGGAUUUUUGGGUGAUUACACAAUACAUAAAUCAUACGCUUCAUUUAGAUUGUUAAACUCACUCAGGCUACUAUUUAGUAAAAACAAUAGUGAGAUACAGGAAUGGAAACAAGUAAUCAGAGGAAACAGAGAAAUCAUUAAUGAAAAUAAUGAAAGAUUGAUAAAUGAUUGGUUAGAGAAAAUUUGUAAUAGAAAAAUACAAGAAAUUAAUCAAAUAUUAAAUGAUAUUGAUAAAAGCGAGAAAGGGAAGACGCAGGUUGGUAGUGGUAAUGUUGUUUGA
Messenger RNA from Entrophospora candida, 1185 nucleotides. Lineage: Eukaryota; Fungi; Glomeromycota; Glomeromycetes; Entrophosporales; Entrophosporaceae. The record is from the annotation of a GenBank genome assembly.